Molecule: messenger RNA, 3560 nt
Organism: Morone saxatilis (striped sea-bass)
Lineage: Eukaryota; Metazoa; Chordata; Actinopteri; Moronidae
Gene: ormdl3
Product: ORMDL sphingolipid biosynthesis regulator 3
Exons: 4
Coding region: 321-782 (153 amino acids)
Biological process (GO): intracellular sphingolipid homeostasis; ceramide metabolic process; negative regulation of ceramide biosynthetic process
Cellular component (GO): endoplasmic reticulum membrane
Source: RefSeq, a predicted model, not a curated record
UGCUGUGUUGUCACCAGCUGUUGUCUGGAAGACGGAGCUAAAGUGGAUGCGUCUCGGUUGACCGGGUGCCACGAGCAGACCGCGGGCACGGAGCACCACGUCUGGAGCCGGAGGAUGGUACCGGAUGACUGAUCCGACACACCGGAGCCUCGCCGGUCUCCCGGUGACAGUAUCAAUUACAUAACUGAAGGCAUCGAUAAGACACAAAGUGUGAUAACGGACUAGUGCCAACACAGCAGACAGAUAACCACAGCAGCUGGCUUCACCUGAGAUCAUUUAACGUCUGCACAUCGAGUGCUUGGAACGGCACCACCGCCAUCAUGAAUGUGGGCACGGCGCACAGCGAGGUGAACCCCAACACCCGAGUGAUGAACAGCAGAGGAAUGUGGCUCUCUUACAUCCUGGGCAUCGGCCUCUUGCACGUCAUCCUGCUCAGCAUUCCCUUCGUCAGCGUACCUGUGGUCUGGACGCUCACCAACCUCAUUCACAAUCUGUGCAUGUACCUCCUACUUCAUACGGUCAAAGGUACGCCGUUUGAGACCCCUGAUCAGGGCAAGGCCCGCCUCCUCACACACUGGGAGCAGAUGGACUAUGGUGUGCAGUUUACUGCCUCGCGCAAGUUCCUCACCAUCACACCCAUCGUCCUGUAUAUACUGACCAGCUUCUACACCAAAUACGACCGGGUCCAUUUUGUGGUCAAUACGGUUUCCUUGCUCACUGUACUCAUCCCCAAGCUGCCCCAGCUGCAUGGUGUGAGGAUCUUUGGGAUUAAUAAGUACUGACAAGGCGGAAGAGGACACCUCCUUCCCUGAGUCCCCAUGGACUGCUGAGAGCACAAAAGAGUAUCAGGCCUCUGAUUUGGCUGCAGAUCCACAAGGAUCCGUGGCUCUCGACUCUGCUGAGCGGCACUCUAAAUAAAGCCUGCUGGGGAUACUGCCAUGGCACCAAACCCCAGGAAAGAGACACAAUACACUUUACACAGAGGACAAAGGGAAAGUGUAUUGUAGUGACUGUUUGUGGCUCUCCUUUGAGUCACUUAAAAGUGUAUUCUGUCCAUUUUUGUAGAAAUGACAAUGUUCAGAUGAGACAGGUGUCAGGGGGAGAGGACAAUGUAGUUGCACAAUUAAUGUGCCAUUUUACACUCAUUGGCACUCUGAGGCAGUAAUCAAAGUUAUUUUGUAUGUAAUGAUACACUGCUGUAUUUAUUCAGCUUCGCUCCCACGAAGAGCUUCCUCUUUCUUGAGGUUUCUGGGCUUAGAGGGGAGUAACAAUACUUUAAUGAAAUGGUAAGGGACCUGUGAACUGCUGCAGAGGCGAGACAUGAGAAACCGCAAGGUUUUAUAUUUAGCCCUCGCUGUUCCGCUCGGGGCCAAGAUUGGGAAGUUAAGCAAUCCUUAUUUUUAUCUGACCAUUUCCAUAUUUGGACUCCUCUUGUCCUGGUUUGUGUCACAGAAAGCCUCCUGUCUGUAAAAUCGUCUGGCCUGUGUGCAGAAAGUAUGUGCAAGAGCUCUCUACUGAUACGACAUAACCGAAAGUUCUGCAGUAUGAGUGAGGAAAGAAGUAUUGUCCUUACUUAUUUUAAAGUUACACUACAUAUAGGGGCACAAGCUUGUUACUCCUCUAUAAAAGCGCUCAGGAGCCUAUUGCAUUAGCAUGAACCUGCUAAGUCUGCAUCUCAGUCUAGAAUCUGGAGGCGAAUAACAUACUGAGUUACCACUUUGUUAGGUACGCCUGUGCAGUCCAAUACAGUAGCUGUGCAGUAUAACCUGAAAUACUCAAAAGUGUUUCUAAUAUUUCGUCAACCCUAUUUACAUACAUGAAAGGGGCAGAAUGUUAGAAACACCUCUCAGCAACAUUUUGGGGAACCAAACAAUCUUUAAACGCAACACUGCAUAUUAUUUAAUUAUUAAUACGUUUUUAUGGCGAAUACACUCGCCAGAAUUGCUUGUUUACAUUUCCAGAAGACUCUGAGCAACGUUAACAUUCAUUGGGAGUUGUUUUUGGCCACCUGAUGAAUUGAAGUCCAAUACUCACUCUCCGUUUAGUGCUGUUUAUAUCUAUCUUUAGCUGCUAAAGGUUCCACUUUACUCACCAGCAAUCCGCCGCUUUGUCUGAGCAGGUUGUGUACAGUGGGAGUUUGGAGCUUUUGGCUGAAAACAGCUUCCUGCUGGAAACAGCAUUGAUCGGAUUGGAGUUUGUGUCGGCGCUAAACAGACCGAGGGGAACUUAAAUAAGUGCUGACCUGGUUUUAUCACUUCUCACACUGCAGUCCAUCAUUAAUUUAUAAAAUACUGAUAGUGUAGCUUUAAGAUUGAUUCUCUUUCCAAACAAAACAUUUGGAAAGAGAUAUUGGUGAUUUUUAGAGUUGCUGUGUCCACAAAAGGUCCAAAAUCCAGAUAUUUCAAGAACAUUACAUGUCUUCUUCACCCUGUCAAAACCCUUUUUAGGAUCCAAGGAGUUAUUCUGUAGUAUGUACUAAAGGGAUUCUUAGUUAUGUUGCAACGCUGCAUGGCGUAGAGUAAGAAUGUCUACAAGGUAAGAUGUCACUGUUCAUUUCAAAGUAUUAGGGAAUAUUUUUGUUUUAGAGUUUUACAUAUUGCUAGUCUAAUGCAUGUGUAUGUGGUUUUUUUUGUCAUUGCACUUGCUAGUGGGAGACUGAAAUGUCCAUAAACCAUUUCACCAUGACAGUUCCCACUGAAUUAAUUGUUUAAUGUGAAGUAAUAAGUAAUAAUAUUAAAUUAUAGAGUUGUGAAUUGCUACCGUAGCAGUGAUUCAGCCUGAUUCCCCAACAUGGGGAUUUUUGUUCAGCUUCAGAAACCCACAAUUUGAUUCAGUCAUAAUGAGCCAAAACUGUAUGUAUAGCCAUUAAAUAAACAUUUAAAUUCUCCAACAAUGGUAAAAAAUAGAUAAUUAUAGAAUUCACCAUAAUAGCAUAAUUACCUUUAAAAUAUUAUGCUGCAACAGUAUUGGCCUGCAGUGCUAAUAGCAGCAGCCAUAGUAGCAUAAAUAUUAAAAUUACUCACAGUUGCAGCAGUUGUAAUAGCAGUAGAGACAAUAACACUUUAUCUUUUAAGAAAGAUGAUUUGAUUAAAUUCAGUUAUUGUAAUUAAUGCUGUUUCAUAUGAAUUAUAGCUGAACUCAAAACAGCUGUGUUUUAGCAGAUCGAUGUAUUGAAUUGGCAGACUAGAAUUGAUGCAUUGAGCCAACCAGUGACAACCGUGGACCAAACAGCCAAAGAAUUGUGGAUUUGUAAAUACUAAUGGAUCUGCUACCAUUUCUUCAUCAUGAUGUUUCUGAGAUAUUGUCACCUUAAAGGGCUUUUCUUCGAGGACAUGCUAUGAUAUUUCAUAGCACAAAGUGAUCAUGCAAUUUACAUUGUUUUUUUUUGUUGUUUUUGUUUUUACGGGACAACAGUUUUUGAAAGAAGGUUGAAUUGAAUGUUGAUUACAUGUGAAACAGUGGGGCCGUUCUGUUGGUCAGUGUAAUUGCUUUUUGAAGGAAACGUAAUGUGAUUUUCUGUAAGAGUGCUUUACCCAAAAUACAGUAUUUUUCAAGUAUCA